Molecule: messenger RNA, 2004 nt
Organism: Macrosteles quadrilineatus (aster leafhopper)
Lineage: Eukaryota; Metazoa; Arthropoda; Insecta; Hemiptera; Cicadellidae
Product: delta-sarcoglycan-like
Exons: 7
Coding region: 142-1032 (296 amino acids)
Biological process (GO): heart contraction; cardiac muscle tissue development
Cellular component (GO): sarcoglycan complex; sarcolemma
Source: RefSeq, a predicted model, not a curated record
UCAAACUGCUAUUCGUUUGUUACUGCUAGUAUUUUUGGUUUUCGGUUGUUCAAUAACUUGUUUCGUGCUCGCAGCAUUGUAUGUGGCAGGGGUAUCCUAUGUUGAGCGAUUUCUCCGAGAUUUAUAUAGGAAUCAAGUUCAAUGAAUUGCAAUGAGAACAGUGAUCCACCCUUAAGUCCCCACAUCGGUAUCUACGGCUGGCGCAAGAGAUGUCUCUACGUGCUCAUCUUGGGGCUUCUGGUGGUCGUCAUGGGGUCCUUCGUGGCCACAUUUCUGCUCAUCAGCGCCAUUGACUUCAAUUUGGGGGGCUUAGGAGACCUUAAAAUCUCCAGGGACGGUGUACGACUGAGAGAGUUCAGUUACGUCCUGGCGUCCCUGGCAGCUUCUAGACUAACCUCCAAGACUCGGGAACCUCUGUCUUUCGAGUCCCACUACAAUAUGACCUUGAGUGUCACUGAUCAGAACGGCCACCCCGAGCAGUCCCUGCACUUCUGGAGUGCGACACAAGAUACCAACAGAAGAUAUUUGGUGGCCGAAGCAUCUCAGUUCCGUGUCAGCGACCUGAGAGGAAGAACUCUGUUCACCGCACAGCCGGGCCAAGUGACCGUCGGCACGGAUAACCUUCGGGUGCUUCAGGGAGGAGCCCACUUCUCUGGCAGUGUUCAGACUGCAAUGCUGAGAUCCAGUUUAGGAGCUGAACUAAUGCUGGAGUCUGCGACAAGAAGGCUCCAUGUGAUGGCUCCAGCAGGAGUUUCUAUUGAGAGUAGAGGGGCUGAUAUCAGUGCUUCCUGCCUCACAGACCUUCACUUGUCAUCUGUAGAUGGAAGAAUAAAACUGAAGUCGCCUGGAAUCUAUAUCCCCAACCUGGAGAGCAUUCCUCUUCUGCAGCCUCAGCCUUCUAGGUACAUCCACCUGGAGUCCAGUACAGGGUCCAAGCAGUACCAGGUCUGCAUGUGCAGCAACGGGAAACUCUUCAUCUCCAAACCUAAUGGAGAAUGCAGUGUCAACAAUGACGGGAAACAGUGUCAUUGAGCAUGGUUGAGAGGAUAGGCUAUUCUACCUCACUCUUCGGUGGCGAGAGAGCCCUGCGUGAAAAUCGGUCUCUAGUUGGUGAAGUCAGGAGCCCAAUAACAGAUUGUAGGGACCGUAGCUCGUUGUGUAUAUCAGAAUUAUCACUGGUGAAUUGUAUCGUACGAGAACUAACUGCAAUAGUAUAAUGAACACUGAGAUAAAGACAGAGAGUGCUACAGCUGCAAUUGUUUUUAUGUAUAUAAAAGAUUGAAAGUAGGCCUAAUUUAUUUAAAUCAAAGUCUGUCGUUGAAAUGAGUUGAUUAUACGAUUUUUGUUCCUGAUCAACAAUUUAUUUUCUAGAGAAACCAGAUACAAACUUAUCUGUUAUAACAUUGAUUUCUGUUGGGUGUGUAUGAGCACUCACCAAAUAAAGGUGGAUUGUGUAGUCCCAUUCUAACUAUUUACCAAACACAUAUUUCCUCCCGUGACGAUAUGAAAUUCCUUUUUAAUAACCCCAACCGGUCCCUCAAUCCGUCCAUAGCUUUUGUUUGGGCGUCUCAAGCUCCUGUCCAGACCGCUAUUCAUGUUGAAUAAACUAAUUUUUACAAAUGAAUCCACAGUGGGUGGAAAAUGGUAUUUUAAAUCAACACAGUGCGGCGAUAUUAAAUUUUAAGCAAUUGAAACGAAUUUAUCGUAAUUCAUCGGCAAGUCAAUUUGUUCUUGUAUAUAAAAAAAAUUGUAAUGAGAACCAAUGUUGUACUGAUUUAUUGCGUUAGUCGUUCUAAUGUAGUCUUAGAUCUACUGAGUAUUACGAUUAUAUGCCUUCACACAUAACCCUGACGAGGAUUAAAGUUAUAUCAUAUAGUCAUCAGGGGACAUAAAACAUUACAAGUAACAUGAUAACAAGUAUUAUAUGACAGUAACACUAUUGACAAGUAGUAUAUUUGGUACUCUAAGAUAAAUUGUAUUAUUUAUUGACUGUUAGUGGUUAAU